AUGCUGGCGGGGUUCCUGUCUCGGAUUUACUUCAUCAAAUGGAUUGUUAGCAUUAAGAUUUUUUCCCGGGGUAGUUGUCGUGGUACUGCCAUUUUAUGGGUCACCGAGGAAGUCGCCUUUGAUACGUUGAUAUCAAUGCGGCUGAUUAUUUUUCCACCAGUUAAAAGGCGGAAUGCGGGAAAUAUCAUCAUGCAUCCAUUAAGAAACCUCCAGAACGCACAAAAUCCAUGGCAUUAA
Sclerotinia sclerotiorum 1980 UF-70 is the source of this 237-nucleotide messenger RNA. RefSeq lists its product with no specific name. The record is from RefSeq and is a predicted model, not a curated record. NCBI's taxonomy places the organism in Eukaryota, Fungi, Ascomycota, Leotiomycetes, Helotiales, Sclerotiniaceae. The transcript is spliced from 3 exons. Bases 1 to 237 code for a protein of 78 amino acids.